Molecule: messenger RNA, 2019 nt
Organism: Charadrius vociferus (killdeer)
Lineage: Eukaryota; Metazoa; Chordata; Aves; Charadriiformes; Charadriidae
Gene: TESK2
Product: testis-specific kinase 2
Exons: 10
Coding region: 1-2019 (672 amino acids)
Biological process (GO): protein phosphorylation; actin cytoskeleton organization
Cellular component (GO): nucleus; cytoplasm
Molecular function (GO): ATP binding; protein serine/threonine kinase activity
Source: RefSeq, a predicted model, not a curated record
AUGGACCGAAGUAAGCGGAAUUCAAUAGCAGGCUUUCCACCACGCUUGGAGCGCGCUGAAGACUUUGAUGGUGGCGCUGGAGGAGAAGGGCCUGUCUCCCAGAUAGGAAGAGUUUGUACCUCUUCGUACAGAGCCCUGAUAAGUGCCUUUUCCAGACUGACUCGUCUUGAUGACUUCACAUGUGAGAAAAUUGGCUCUGGUUUCUUCUCCGAGGUGUUCAAGGUAAGGCACAGAACUUCAGACCAGGUAAUGGCUUUGAAGAUGAACACGCUCAACAGCAACAGAGCAAACAUGCUGAAAGAGGUUCAACUUAUGAAUAGACUCUCACAUCCGAACAUCUUAAGGUUUAUGGGUGUCUGUGUGCAUCAAGGACAGCUGCACGCACUUACUGAGUACAUCAACUGUGGUAACCUGGAACAGCUAUUAGACAGUAACCAGCAUCUGCCCUGGACAGUGAGGGUGAAACUGGCAUAUGACAUUGCUAUGGGAAUCAGUUAUCUUCACUAUAAAGGCAUUUUCCACCGAGACCUUACAUCUAAGAACUGCUUAAUAAAACAUGAUGAGAAUGGAUACUCAGCAAUAGUAGGAGACUUUGGUUUAGCAGAGAAAAUUCCUGAUCACAGUGAGAAGUUACCAGUGGUGGGUUCACCCUUCUGGAUGGCACCAGAAGUUCUCAGAGAUGAACCUUACAACGAAAAGGCAGACGUGUUCUCCUACGGUAUAAUUUUGUGUGAGAUUAUAGCAAGAAUACAGGCAGAUCCAGACUAUCUCCCUCGCACAGAGAAUUUUGGAUUAGAUUAUGAUGCCUUCCAGCACAUGGUGGGAGACUGUCCCCCUGACUUCCUCCAGCUGGCCUUCAACUGCUGUAAUAUGGAUCCAAAGUUGCGUCCUUCGUUUGCUGAUAUUGUCAAAACACUGGAGGAGAUUUUAAAUCGCCUGAGAAAUGAAGACUCGGAGAGAGAGAGAAAGUUUUUGAAUCUUGACAUCAGUGAAAGAAAACCCAAAGGUUCAAUUGAAAAAGGACCAGGAGUAAAACGUUUGAGUUCCCUGGAUGAUAAGAUCCCACCCAAGUCACCCCGUCCGCGUCGGAAUAUCUGGUUGUCACGCAGCCAGUCGGAUAUCUUCUCCCGCAAGCCUUCCAGGAAGAUAAACGUGCAGGACCCCUACUAUACGCCAAACAAAGGCUUAGGCCGGAAAGUUAAUCCAUUCAGUGCCCGGGAGGAUCUCAAGGGAGGGAAGAUCAAAUUCUUUGACAUGCCAAGCAAGUCUGUGAUCUCCCUUGUGUUUGACUUGCAUUCUCCAGAGGCGGGUGGAGGCCUGAAAGCCAGUCAGUCCCAGUUCCGGCAGGCGUAUAGCACAGACUGGCAAGAAUUUUCCCUUCUUCCUGGAAGAAGAUGCAGAUCACUUCCACUCUCUCCUGAAUUGCCGCACAAGGAAUAUGGCCUGUUUGGGGGACUGUCAUCAACUGUCAGCAGGUGUGACCCAACCCAGCUAGGUGCAGAAGUUCGGCAAAAACUCCUGAGUAGCAGUAAAUAUGGUGUGUCAGAGAUACCCCCCUUUCAAGCCAAGCCUCACAGGCCAGAAUUCCUUCCUGCACCAGGACAAGAAGAGGAUAUGGACUGUUCAGAUGGGCCAGCGGCCCAGGAGGAAAAUGGGUUUUGCCCUGUUGAGAACACGUGUGGAGAUCCAGCAUGUAAUCAACCAUUAGUGCUGGCCCAGCCUGAGCCGCUAUCUUACAAAAAGCUCCCAGUUGAGAAUUCAGUGAACUCUGAGGGACAUGGCUCCUCACAAGUGUUUGUGGGUUGUCUCCCUUCUGAAGAGAUGGAGGUGGAAGAUGAUCUGCUGAAAAAUAUUCCGCUAGAAUCUACAAAGCCUCUGUUCAGUGUUAGUCCUUCCACCGAGCUGAAGAGAGAGGCAUGGUCCUUCAGGGAGCAGGAUGGGGACAGUCCUGCCCUGUUGUCUCAGACCUCCUCCAACAUCUCAGCAAGUGGCAGCACGCAGUCAACUUGUGACAUAUGA